GAGAGCAGAAUAGGAGGCCGGGAAAGUGUCUCAAAAGGAAAAUGCAGGGUUUGUCCUUAAACCUGACGUCAGAUCUGUCUAAAAAAAAAAAAGAAAAAACAGCAAAAGAAAGAGACAAAAGGAAUUAUCUGCCUUUAUGUAUGUGUCAGUGACGGGAAACUUCAUGACUCUGCCCCAGAGGGAUCUGCACCCGAGGGGACCCAGUCUGGCUUCAAUCAAUGUAUCUAAGUCUGCCUGCCAGUGAUGAGGUGGCUCCCAAUUUGGAUUUUAGCAGCAAGCAGCAUUUGCCAGGUAUUUUGUCAGAACGCCACUACAAUGUCACCUGUGACUUCCGUAACCGAAACCUACACCCGGAGGCAGUUCUGUAAGUGGCCGUGCGAUUGCCCACAGGUUUCUCCGGUAUGUCCGGCGGGGGUCAGUCUACUCACAGACGGCUGCGAUUGCUGUAAAACCUGCGCCAAGCAGCGAGGCGACAACUGCACGGAGGCCGACACGUGUGAUAUUCACAAAGGACUGUACUGUGACUACAGCAGGGACAGUCCUAGGUACGAAGUGGGUGUUUGUGGACAAAUGACUGGAGUGGGCUGCGUGCUCAAUGGCAUUAGAUAUGUGAAUGGCCAGAGCUUCCAGCCCAACUGCAAGUAUAACUGCACUUGUAUCAAUGGGGAUGUAGGAUGUGUCCCACUCUGUACAAACUCCCGACCACCACUGGUCUGGUGUCAAAACCCCAAACGCAUCAAAAUGGCAGGCAAAUGCUGUGAACAGUGGAUAUGUGAUGAUUUCAAGAGGGUCCGAAAAAAUUCUCCUCGUCAUAUCGCUUCUCCAGCAUAUGGAGGUGAAAGUGAGUCCUGGCACAACAACUGUGUCAUACAGAUGACUUUGUGGAGUCCUUGCAGCAAAACAUGUGGACUAGGAAUUUCCACCCGGAUAGCCAAUGAUAAUGACAAGUGCCUGCUCCACAAAGAGAGACGUUUGUGCAACAUGAGGCCAUGUGAGGUUGACAUAACCAAACACAUAAGGCCAGGGAAAAAAUGCCUGUCCGUGUACAGAGAAAUGGAACCAAAGAACUUCACCAUAUCUGGCUGUUUGAGCAAAAGAACGUACAGGCCCAAGUACUGUGGCGUUUGCACAGAUGACAGGUGCUGUAUACCCUAUAAAUCGAAGACCAUCCAAGUGGAGUUUGAAUGUCCAGAUGGAAGUGGCUUCGUGUGGAAUGUCAUGUGGAUCAACGCUUGCUUCUGCAAUCUCAGCUGCCGGAAACCAAAUGACAUUUUUGCAGAUCUGCAGAGUUAUCACGAUUAUGCGGAGAUUGUGAACUGAUGUGAAUCCCUGUGAUGGAGAUAACCGUCCAAGACCACUUGUUGCAGCCAUAUCCUCAGUGCUAUGUUUUACAGUUCCAUGUAGAUGCUCAGAGGUUGGAUUGGCACAUUCCAUGAAGAAAAAUGUCUCCAGUAUUUGAAUGGGUUGGAAACCUUGGGCACAGAGCUCACCAACCACAUCUUUUCAUUAGUUACAUUCAAUCUUCUGCUAUAUCUAGUAGUAAUUCUAAAACAACUGGACUUGCUGAGUA
Molecule: messenger RNA, 1570 nt
Organism: Xenopus laevis (African clawed frog)
Lineage: Eukaryota; Metazoa; Chordata; Amphibia; Anura; Pipidae
Gene: ccn4.S
Product: cellular communication network factor 4 S homeolog
Exons: 5
Coding region: 244-1320 (358 amino acids)
Source: RefSeq, a predicted model, not a curated record